AUGUCCCACUCCUCCUCCCACUACGAGUAUAACACCUUUUCGGCCACCCAUUCUGAUUCAAUCGACGAUGAAUCCAGCGACCACAAACACAUAGAUCGAGAUGACUCCGGCUACCACACACUACUCUAUCUUUCCAAUACCCGAGCAGAGCCUAUACCCGCUGGACCACGCUAUCAAACAACAUAUUCGCGUGUACCCACACCCUCAUGUAGCCGGCGGACAGUCAACGACGGCGAGGUCCAAUGGCUAUUCCACAACCUCGACAUGCUUAAUCGACAAGGAAAACCACUUCGACGACCUAGAUGUAGCGAUACCGCGUUCGCACUGGCUGCUCUACGCGUAUUUCGAUUCCCGACUGACCAUGCAUUCCCCCUGUUUUGGAGUCUGAACCAUCGAAAAUCGACUGCUCUCCUUGUUCAACGCGUCCUCGAUUCCGGCGAACCACUCAUCCUCCCAAUGAACUGGAAAGGCGUGACUGCAAUCCUGGCAUCACUCUCCAGCCGCGAACAAGAUGAGGAAAGACGACAACUGAAGCGCAAGAUGCUCAGUUCCGGCGUUCUCGACCUUUACCACCACCCCCCCACCAUGGCGCCCAGGAAAUGGCCCCGCGAGACAAUCCUACGCAACCUUGAGCUCAUUGGUACCCUUGACGCUCCACUCCCCCCAACGCUCCCUCCUUCGCCACCGGCGUCGAGGUCGAGCUCACCAGCCCCUUCAACAAAACGCAAAGCACUGCCAAAUCCACCAAAGCCAAACAAGCGGGCCCGCACUGACGCUGAUCGACCUGUCGAAGAUGGCGAGCUAACAGAAGAGGCAAAGCCAGUCUCACUCGUCCCUUCAACGGUCCCAGUAAAACGACCUCGACUUGGAAAGAUUAACACCCGGCAAUGUGAUGCCCUACACGACAAGUAUCAUGCUGCCGGCCGUCUGCUUAAAUACUCCGGCGAUGCCCGCUUCUGGUCAACCUACCCUUCCUCCCACAAGGAAUAUCGCGCACUCUCCAAUCCUCCCCCUCCAAACUCACCAUAUUACAAAUACGGCGGCCUCAUCGCUAGACUCGAGUUGCUUGAUGCCCUGGUCUGCUUCACCUACUCAAUUUGGAAUCGAGAGUAUUGUCGUCGAAGCUGCAAUCGCGAAACUUGGCGGACCAUCGAGGGUUUCCUUGUCUGGUGCAAGCAAAAAUGGGGUCCCGAGGAGGGUACCACUGAUCCUGAGAAGGCAUUCUUCGGUCUAAUCUGGAUGAUUGAAGGCUACAUACAUGCUCGCAAACUCGUCUACGCCACUAAUCAUGGGACUACCCUUGAUCGCGACACCGACAAACUAAUGGCCGCAACUCGAGCAGCCGUCGCCGCCGCCGCUGAAGAGGCAAAUACUAGCUCGCUUGUUCCCAAGUCUGGGGCAACUCCAGUCAUGCUUCCCUCUCCGGCCAGUCUGGCCCCCAGCGCCAACUCGACUCCAACAAACCGUGACGGUACUCCGAGUUCGACUUCAACUACCGCAAACACCGCCUCAUUGACCACUGCCAUGACCCCAUCAACAUUGCCUUCUGUGUUUGUACCUACCAACUACAAACACAAACCACUCGCACCCAAUGUCGUCACUGCGAUGGAGGCGGUCACCGUUCCCAUCGGCCCACGUCUACUCAACGAGUUUAAGACUGAGCAGUUGGGCAUCGCAAAUGCAGCGAUCUGCAUGAAUCAUUCCCAAACGUACCUGACCCUUCCCAUCAUGGCUCGACAUUUCCCAACGACAUUCGCUCGGAUGGUUAUGUCAAGUCUUUCUGUCAAUGAAGAGCACGAGCCAGAUUUCGAAGAUGAAGAGGGCGAGCUUUUCUGGCCAGGUCAAAGCAUGACUGGGGAAGGUUUAGGCUGGGUCUGUCUAAUGGGCAAAGCAAUGAUCAAAGAAUUCGGCAAGGCCUAUUCUUAUCGGGGAUUGGAAGGGGUUGUUCCGAAACCCAGGCCCGAGGAAGAAGCGGGCCAGCAGCAGCAGCAGCAGCAACAACAACAACAAGUGGACCACAACUCGCCCAUGCAACGGUGA
Molecule: messenger RNA, 2040 nt
Organism: Mycena indigotica
Lineage: Eukaryota; Fungi; Basidiomycota; Agaricomycetes; Agaricales; Mycenaceae
Exons: 6
Coding region: 1-2040 (679 amino acids)
Source: RefSeq, a predicted model, not a curated record